ACUUCAUGUUCAACUACAUUCUGUGUUAAUAUACUUUUAGUUAUUUACCAUGAAAAUAGUUAUUUAAAAUGAAUAAAUAUCUAUCGAGUUAUAAGCGCAAGAGAACUGAAGAAGUUAAUGAAUUAGUUUCAUGGUAUAAACAGCAACGAUCAUUUUCAAACCGAAGUCAACCGAGUACAAGUUCUGGUUUGGGAUCCUUAAAUGCAUUAAACAUAACACCUUGGGAUUAUAACCUUGAUGCAAAUAUAGUUAUUAAAACAGAAAAAGAUUUAGCUAUUGAUACUCGAGAUUUUGAUAUAAAUAUUGAAAGUGAACCCCAAGGGAGCAGUGUUCCUCCAAAAGAAUAUUUUGAAAUGUUAGGAAUGGAUAGUAUGCAGACUGGUGGCAGAAAUGCAGUGUCAUAUGCAUCUAUGAUGACUGAUGCAAGUGCUUAUGAAGAACAAUAUCUAAGUCUGAAAAUAUUUCUGGCUGCAUGCAAUGCUUCAUAUAAAAGAGAACUGUCAUCCAUUUUAUUUCCAAUAUUUAUACAUUUUUACCUGGAUUUAAUUGCAAAACCUGAUUUUCCUACAGCACAAUCUUUCUAUAAUAAAUUUCAUCAUGAUCAUGAAGAACAUGAAAAGGAAAUUACACAGUUCAUUUCAAAAAUUACACUAGUUUCUCAAAUUGUGUUAUAUCCAAGUGUUAAUGAACUUCGAAACAAUAAAAUCAACUUGAAGUUGUCGCAUUCUGUUUACUUGUAUUUAUUGCAGCAUCUUAGACAUGGGAACUACACUUUGGUUUUGCAAACUCUAAACAGACAUUUUACUGUGAAAACAUCAAACAUUUUAUCUAGCAGUAAAUCAAUUGGUUACCUAACAGACAGCGACACAGAAGAGGAUUUCACUGAGAAAUAUUUUUCCACUUGGAGUGAUGCAGAACAACUUACUGUUAAAAGCUUGCAAAAUUCUAUUGCAGAACUUCAAAAAUCUUCAAAGAUCUUAAAACCCUCAAUUUGUUUAUAUUCUUUUGUAAAUGCAUACCAUGGGCUGACAUGCUCAACGUUUUCUCAUAAUGAUGAAAUUUUAGCUGCCGGAUUUGAAGAUUCCUCCGUGCGAUUAUGGAAUUUGAUGUCUAAACAUAAGGUCGAUUUCUCUUCAGCUGAAGAUGAAAAGUCAGUCGAGAGCUCAAAUAUUAAUACAUCUAAAGAUUGUCGUGUAUUAAGAGGACAUUCUGGAUCGGUAUACCAAACUGAAUUUCUUCCAGAUAAUCACCUUCUAUUAUCUGCAUCUCAAGAUAAGUCUGUUCGUUUGUGGAAUACAGACAUGCGCAGUUGUUUAGUCGAUUACAGAGGUCACAACCACGCUGUGUGGGAUGUCAGUGCAAGUCCUUUGGGAUGUUAUUUUAUGUCUGCAUCUUUGGAUAAAACGCUGCGCCUGUGGAAUACGGAGUACGCGUUUCCGCUACGAAUAUUUGCAGGUCAUAAUGAAAGCGUCGAUAGUGUAGUCUUUCACCCUAAUGGAAAUUACAUUGCUUCUGGAUCUUCAGAUAAAUCCUGUCGGCUGUGGGAUUUACAGACGGGACAAUUCGUACGCGUAUUUGUUGGACAUAAGGCACCGAUCUACACGUUGGCUUUCACAAAGGAUGGAAAAUAUCUCGUUUCAGCAGGAGAAGAUACGAGCAUCUUAGUCUGGGAUUUGUCAAAUGGACAGCUACUUAAUGAAAUACAUGGCCACACAAAAACUGUUUAUAGUUUGGUCUUUAGUUCGGAUAGUACAAUGUUGGCGUCCAGCGGUUUAGACUCAACUGUAAAAGUUUGGGAAAGCGAGACUCUACUUAAAAAGAGCGGGAAUUUAGUUUUCAAAAACAGUCAUGAUGUUAUUGGCAGUUAUGAUUCGAAUCUUGCGAACGUAACGAACUUGAAAUUUUCUUCUGGUAAUUUAAUUUUGGCAGCAGGAGUUGCCAAAGGAAAAUAAAUUAUUAAAUAAUUCUAGUUGUAAAUAUUAUUUAUUCAUAUAAAUUUUUAUUUGUGUUCAUUUAUAUAUUUAAGAAGCUUACAUACUUCUCAA
Molecule: messenger RNA, 2045 nt
Organism: Hydractinia symbiolongicarpus
Lineage: Eukaryota; Metazoa; Cnidaria; Hydrozoa; Anthoathecata; Hydractiniidae
Product: TAF5-like RNA polymerase II p300/CBP-associated factor-associated factor 65 kDa subunit 5L
Exons: 6
Coding region: 69-1952 (627 amino acids)
Biological process (GO): transcription initiation at RNA polymerase II promoter
Cellular component (GO): transcription factor TFIID complex
Molecular function (GO): protein binding; RNA polymerase II general transcription initiation factor activity
Source: RefSeq, a predicted model, not a curated record